Messenger RNA from Amphiprion ocellaris (clown anemonefish), 7147 nucleotides. RefSeq names its product cadherin-6-like. The coding region runs from base 706 to 3093 and encodes 795 amino acids. The transcript has 13 exons. Gene Ontology annotation, cellular component: plasma membrane; adherens junction; catenin complex. Gene Ontology annotation, biological process: calcium-dependent cell-cell adhesion; adherens junction organization; homophilic cell-cell adhesion. Gene Ontology annotation, molecular function: calcium ion binding; cadherin binding. The record is from RefSeq and is a predicted model, not a curated record. NCBI's taxonomy places the organism in Eukaryota, Metazoa, Chordata, Actinopteri, Pomacentridae.
AUCUGCGUUUUUCUACCAUCUUCCUUUUGUUUUUGUCGCCCGUGUGCGCGUUUCUCUGUGUUUUGUUUUCUCUCUCUCUCUCUCUCUCUCUCUUUCUUCCUCCCCUUCUCCCUGUUUUUUUUUCGCCGUGUUCUGCUGGGGACUUGUGAAUGGCAGCCAAUGGGAGGGUUGAGUCCCCUCAGCCUCUCAGCCUCCCUGACAUCCACAGCGAGAAUUGAUGCAGCGCGACUGAGACGCGCAGUUGAGGUGGAACAACGGGCAACCGGAAAGCUGCAGUGAACGGAUACUCUCCGACGAGGUUUUUUUUUUUUUUUUGCUUGCUUUUGCGCCUUUUUCCACGAAAAUCUGGAAGAAACUUCACUAUCAGUUCUGGUAACUUCCCCAGUUGCCAGCGCCGCCGCCGUCCACCCCUCAACUCUCUUGCCCCUGGGCCCCGGAGCCCAUAUGGCCAGCUACAGUGUCUCUCCCUGACCUAUGGCCGGGUCUGUUGUUGAGCCAAACCCCCCUGAGGAGCUCGGUAAUUACAAAUAAGCUGGAAGUCACACCAGCCACGAGGAAAAAGGUGCCGGCUGCCGCCCCAUGCGAGUCUGAGGAGCCUCUUCCUGCUUCAGUAGAUUACAGCAUGAGAGCUGAUCCGAUACUCUGACCGAAGAGACGACAGAAGGCCGUUGGAGGUGGUUGGUGGUCGGAGGUGGUGUGGCAGCCAUGGACGGGAGGAGAGUUUGCGUACUCAUGGUGCUGUGGGCCAUGACCCACCUCGGCUCUCCGGGGCUCGGCCUCAGGGCCCUGCGGAGGACUACAGGGGGGCGGAGGGCGGGACGGAUGGGCCAGGACGCCAACGGAGUGCCGCUGAGACGCUCGAAACGAGGUUGGAUGUGGAACCAGUUCUUUUUGUUGGAGGAGUACACCGGGACGGACAUGCAGUACGUCGGAAAGCUUCACUCGGAUUCGGACCGAGGAGACGGCAGCGUGAAGUACGUCCUCACCGGGGAGGGAGCCGGGUCGCUUUUCAAGAUAGACGAGAAGUCGGGGGACAUUCACGCCACCAAGAGGCUGGACCGCGAGGAGAAGGCCUACUACAUCCUCCACGCCAAAGCUGUCAACCGCUUCACCAACGAGGCGCUGGAGGGCGAGUCCGAGUUCAUCAUCAAGAUCCACGACAUCAAUGACAACGAGCCGCGCUUCACCAAGGACCCCUACAUGGCCAGAGUCCCUGAAAUGUCCGACAUCGGCACUUCAGUAAUUCAGGUGACAGCCACCGACGCCGACGACGCCACGUAUGGGAACAGCGCCAAGGUGGUGUACAGCAUCCUGGAGGGCCAGCCGUACUUCUCCGUGGACCCAGAAACCGGCCUGAUCAAGACAGCGCUGCCUGGCAUGGAUCGAGAAGUGAAAGAAAACUACCAGGUUGUGAUCCAGGCCAAAGACAUGGCCGGACAGAUGGGCGGACUCUCCGGGACCACGACAGUCAGCAUCACCCUCUCGGACGUCAAUGACAACCCGCCACGCUUCACCAAGACUCUCUACGAGUUCAGAGUGCCCGAGUCCAAUGAGGUGGGAUCAUCAGUGGGAGUGAUCCGGGCCAUGGACGCCGACAUCGGCCAGAAUGCGGAGAUGGACUACAGGAUCAUCGGCAGCGACGGCCCGGGGAUGUUUGAUAUCACCACCAACAGGAGCACGCAGGAUGGCAUCAUUGUCCUGAGGAAGCCUCUGGACUUUGAGAGGAAGCGUCAGUACAGCCUCCGUGUCCAGGUGGAGAACUCCCACAUCAACCCUCGUUUCUACUCCAUGGGGCCCUUCAGGGACGAGGCCACCAUCAAGAUCGUGGUGGAGGACGUGGACGAGCCGCCGGAGUUCGAGCGAGCCAGCUACGUCAUGGAGGUGAAGGAGGAUGCCGCCAAGAACACCGUCAUCGGAUCCGUCAGCGCCUCGGACCCAGAUGACAAAAACAGCCUCGUCAGGUACUCCAUCGAUCGACGCACGGACAUGGACCGAGUGUUCAACAUCCACGCCGGCAACGGGUCGGUGUUCAUCCUCAGGGAGCUGGACAGGGAGGAGAACGCCUGGCAUAACAUCUCCGUCAUCGCCACCGAGUUCAACAACCCGCGGCAGAUCAGCCGGGUGCCGGUAUACAUCAGAGUGCUGGACGUCAACGACAACGCUCCAACAUUUGCCACCAAUUAUGAGACGUUUGUGUGUGAGAACGCGAAGGCUAAUCAGAGGAUACAAACCAUCAGCGCCACGGAUCCUGACGAGCCGCUCGCAGGACAUCGCUUCUUCUUCGGUCUUGCACAGGACGCUGCUGGAAAAGCCAACUUCUCUGUCCGUGACAACAAAGACAACACGGCCGGGAUCCUCACACGGAGGAACAGCUACAGCAGCCUCCAGAAGAGUGUCUACCACGUCCCCGUGGUCAUUUCUGACGGAGAGUUCCCCAUGCAGAGCAGCACCAACACACUGACCAUCAGGGUUUGCACCUGCGACCGCGAAGGCAACAUGAAGCUGUGCAAUGCCGAGGCACUGACGGCGAGGGCAGGACUCAGCACUGGAGCCCUGGUGGCCAUUUUGCUUUGCGUCAUCAUCUUGCUCAUGAUCGUGGUGCUGUUCGCUGCCCUGAGGAGGCAGAGGAAGAAGGAGCCUCUGAUCAUCUCCAAAGAGGAUGUCAGAGACAACGUCGUCAGCUACAACGACGAGGGCGGUGGCGAGGAGGACACCCAGGCCUUCGAUAUCGGCACACUGCGAAACCCAGAGGCCAUCGAGGAGAGCAAACAGCGGCGGGACAUUGUGCCCGAGACCUUCUACCCUCCGGUCCGACGGCCAGUUCUGCCCCCGACCCGGGACAAUAACGGGGACGUGAGGGACUUCAUCAACCAGAGGCUCCAGGACAACGACAGUGACCCGACGGCGCCGCCUUACGACUCCCUCGCCACCUACGCCUACGAGGGCAACGGCUCGGUGGCGGAGUCCCUCAGCUCCCUGGAGUCGGUGACUACCGAGGGCGACCAGGACUACAACUACCUGAGCGAGUGGGGGCCGCGGUUUAAGAAACUGGCGGACAUGUACGGGGGCGAUGACAGCGACAGGGAUUCCUAACAAGAGCCUUGGCACACAGACAAGGAAGUAAUGUAGAAAACUUUCGGGCAGUUCUGGUGCAUGUGCGGUGAGUUAAAGGACAGAGGAAAGAGCUCGGUUUCGUCCAAAGCGCUCUUUUGCCGCCUUUGACCACCAUUCAUUGUCCCUCCGGUGACCAGACGUAGGCUUUGUGUGUCCAGUCCGUGUUAGUUGCGUUUUUGCGAGGGCACAGUAAAAAGAGACUUUGUGUCGAGACUUUUUUUGUGUGUGUAUAUGGGGUGUACACGAGGCCCAAAUAUAUCUAUACUGAUAUUUUUUUGUUUUAGUUUCUUUUGGUUCGUUUUUUUCCAAAGCUGCCUGUGAUGGACACGCUCUACAAGCAGUUUUGUAAACCAACAGAUAUGCCUAUGUAUUUUUCAGUGUUUCUGGGACAAAAACAUGCUGCAUAUUGUGAGUUCUAUCUUAGCUUGUGUAUGUACGGUAACAUGAUACGAUACGCUGUACAGUUGUUUUGUUUUUCUAGGGAUUUCUAUCUUCCGAAUGAUCCCCCCUCCUUUUCAGCGACGGUUGCCUCACAUUAACCACCCUUGAGUUUGAGCCACGGGAAGAAUGUUGCACCGGAUUGGACAGGAGAGGAGCAAAAAGCAGAGAAUGUUCUUCAAAGUAGCAGUACAGGAUUGUGGGAUUUGUGGCUUCAGAAACGCACCACUUUGUCAUUUUUUCAGCUUCGAGCAUCCGCUGUGAGGUGAGCCCAAAUACCAAAUAUUUCCAUCUUGAGCUGAAUGUCGUCAGAGCAGGUUUUUGAGAAGUGAAGUACACAGCAGUGUUAUUUUCUACGCUACAAUAAAGAUUCUAGGCUCAGUUAGAGGAAAAUACUGGUACUGUCAGCCUUUUUUUUUUUUUUGCUCACUUUACCCCACAAAUGUUGGAGGAUCAGUAAGUCGAAUCAGUGCCGAGACGAUACAGCUGAGCUUGAAACUACAGCAUCGAAUUACAUUAGUUACUAUUAAAAUUCAUUACGCAGUUUUAUUUUCUUCCCCUAAAUGGUUCGUUUUAUCCGUUCAAGUGAUGAAGGAAAAACAGGAUUUGAAUCAGUGCAACAAGCAGCAGAAACAAGUAUUUCAAAUUUGAUUCUGUCCGUCUGUAAAGUCCAAUAAAUUAAUUAACAGUUGCCUUAAAUUACAAAAGUCAAAUCUACACAAUUACAAACUAGAUGUUCUCGUUUUUGGGGUCAGACUGUUCUCAUAAGGAAAUAAAGUAUAAAUGUACCACAUGACCUUCCUUAGUUUCAAGUUUUUCUUUAAGAUAAAAUUAAGGUUAGGUAUUGCUUGUAUUUGGGCUGCACAGUGGCGUAGUGGUUAGCACUUUCGCCUUGCAGCUAGAAGGUCCCUGGUUCGCGUCCCGGCUUUCCCGGGAUCUUUCUGCAUGGAGUUUGCAUGUUCUCACUGUGCAUGCGUGGGUUUUCUCCGGGUACUCCGGCUUCCUCCCACAGUCCAAAAAUAUGCUGAGGUUAAUUGAUUAUUCUAAAUUGCCCGUAGGUGUGAAUGUGUGAGUGCUUGUUUGUCUAUAUAUGUAGCCCUGUGACAGACUGGUGACCUGUCUAGGGUGUCCCCUGCCUUCACCUGAGUCAGCUGGGAUAGACUCCAGCCCCCCCCGCGACCCUAGUGAGGAUUAAGCGGUGUAUAGAUAAUGGAUGGAUGGAUAUUGCUUGUAUUUGAUCGAUUCUGCUCAUUGAUUCCGGUUCUUAAGAUUCUUACGACAAUCCUCCUUUCACAUUAAUGUUGUACUUUAUUAUAAGUUACAGAAGGGGUUUUCCCCGUAUUGAGUACUUUGAGUAACAGUUUCAAUGCAAGACUUCUACAAUGUGGGAUUAGUACUUCCAUCUUCAUAAACACUUAAAAAUCACAAGAAUUAAUGUAGUUACUGUGUUUUUUACACAGCUGCAACUUAUGAGCCACUAAAACCGAUAAAUUCUAUGUAAAGCCCAAAAUUGAUGCCAACGCUGCAACUACAAGAACAACAGUCUUAUUCUACAGAAUACAUAAAUUCCAACCUAUUCUUGGCCUCUGAAAGGACUAGAAAGUAGCAUAAUAACAACUAGUGGACUUCACAGUUUGAGAAACUUUGACUACUUUUACUGUAACAACAGUGAAGUCUAUUUGUUAAAAGUGGGGCUGGAACUAACAAUAACUUUCAGUCUCAAUUGUUUUCUCAAUCGAUUUGUAAUUUGAUCUCUAAAAUGUCAGAAAAAAUUGUGAAAAAAUGAACAAUAACUUUGGUGAAACUAAUAAAUGAUCUAAAUUGUUGGCAUUUUAGUAGUUGCAGCUCUAUUUUUGUUGGCCGUAAGUUUGAAUCUAAUGUUGGUUGGCGGAUAAGUUAAUAGUUGACAACUGAUCAAAUAGUGGUUACAGCUCUGCUUUUGUUGUUUUUUUGAAUUAUUGUUUAAAAUAUAGAAAACAAAAGUAGUGUAGCUUCCUAACAUUGGCUGUGUUGCUUUUAAUGUAACUCAGUGUUAAAGGUGGACCCACUAGGUCAUCAUCCAUUCGGAAUCUAAGAAUUUUUCUCCAAAUAGCUGGCAGUAAAGUUAAUAGUUGACAACUAAUUCAUCAAUUGUUGUAGUUAGAAGACAGUCACAGAAACUGUUAGAUUUACAAUUUAUCAAGACAAAUGUUCAUUUCUUUAGGACUAAUCAGAAAAAUUUGUUCAGGAACCGAUGAGCAGAAUUGAAAUCAAGUCUUCUCGAUAACUACUUUUGAAACAUUUCUCGAUGCCCAACCUGAUAAAAGUCUUGUUUGAUGGAUAUCGUCUGUCCUGCGCAGUGGAAUGUAAAGUAAUGUAACAUAGCAGUUCAAACAUGCCAAAAAAAUAAAAGCAAACUAACACCAGUAUUCCCCUUUAAAGUCAUUACUGUACUCUUUCGAAUGUUCAGGCCUCACCCGGCUGAUUUCCUCUGGGACAAACAGCCUUUUCCAUAAAGAUGCUCGUCGAGGAGCACCUGACCUUUGAGUGGAAUUAGGUUCUCAAACCCAGAAGGUUUCGUCCUCAUCUGGGCGAAGAAGGUCAGAGCGCCAUCCUGCAGCAGAAACACAAAUCUGAGGAGUGACUCUGAAAACAAAGAGGACGUGAAAAUGAAUCUUAAACAUUAUCAAAUUACUUUGAGACCUCCAAUAAACAGCUUGAGAGGGAGGGCAGGUGGGAAAAAAACGCAAAAAAAUAAAACAAGCUGUGCCCUCGCUUUAGCUAAAGGCCAAACUGUAAGGAGGCUGACAUUUAUCAGGCAUUUCAAAUGGUAAUAACAAAACACAAUGACAUAAUUGCCAUUUUUUCUUCUUCUGCUCUCCAUCAGCCCAAUAAACAACCCAAUUGAUAAGACGGAGGAUGUCGGGGGAAGGAGGAGAACGCUUUGACACUCAUGUACAUGUGUUCCCCUUGUUUUGUUUAUUAGCUUGUAGCCGGAGCUCCCAUUGUGUGAAGUGGCCAUUUUCCGAGUGCGGCGGUGUUGCCAUAAGCAUUUAAUAGGUUUAAAAACCCUUCAGUCUAAAAGGAAAACUGCUUCUCCACCUCAAGGUACAAUGUGAGGUCUCAAAUGGAAAUCAACAUGACAGUGGCACUCACCGAAAGUGGCUCUUUUUCUUCGGUCUUCACCAUUUUUCCGUCUUCAUACGGGGUGUCAGCAUAUCGCCAUUACGAAGACGCUCUUGUGUUUUCCUAUGGAGAGUAUAAUUGCCUCCGAGCAUUGGCGCCAUGCUCGGCUGAGAUAACAGGAAACAGGUUUUUUGUAAUGUUUUUUUUUUUUUUGAGGCAACUAGAUGGUGACAAUGAUGUCCCCUUUAUUCUCCAGAUACAAUAGAUCUGUGGUUGUUGGUGUGUAGACUCAGUCGGGCCUCCGGGGCCUCGACUCCACUACGCUAUAUUAUGUUGGUGACAAUGUGAUCGAGCAGUUGAGUUUUGUCAAUGUAGAAGCAAAAAUCGGAGCGGUUGUGGUAGUGUAAGGGGCCAUUCAUCGAUCUGCUUUGUAAACCGUGAUAUUUUGUACUGAAUAUUUAUAUGACACAAUUAAAUAUCUUUAAAAAUC